GAACCUUUAGGGGGCGGGAGGCGCCGGCGGCCCUUGAUGCUCGGGCCUCUCCUCCGCGCGUGUAGGUACCUGGGGCAAGUCGCUGGCGCCCUGCUAUCGCCCACGCUCCGAACCCCGACCCCCCGGCUGGCUACUGUGGCGGGUCUGAGGCACUGAUGUUUGAACAGGAAGCUUCAAAACUUUUAAAAGAAUCUUCAGAAUGACUUUGAACCACACAAGCUAAAUAAAAAUCACCCCAGAACACCAACUUCAGCAUGCGUUUCCCCUGUUGGGCUUUCCUGGCGAGCUUUUUGAAGAGGUCUUUCUGCAGAGAGCCAGAGAGCUGAUGCUUACAGAACCAGCUUAGUGGAUCUGACUUUUCUGGUAGAAUUCUCUUGCUUUAUUACAUUCUUUCCCAGGGUUCUAAGAGGCAUGGAGGUAUUCAUGGAACCGAAAGGCUUGAUAGGAGGGAAGUAGCACUUUCAUGUGGAAUGAAAACUAAGCAAGUGACAGGUGUGCCCGACAACACUUAAACCUCCCACGGCUGAAUGUACUGGAUCGGGGACACGCAGAAACAGUCACUGCUGGGGAGAAGGAAGCCACAGCUGGAAAAGAAAAUCCCAAUAAAGAGAAUGAGGGUGACUGGAAUGUAAAUGGCUGCCUCCACCUCAACAGAGACGAAGUCAGCCUCGUGGUGGAAUUAUUUUUUCCUUUAUGAUGGUUCAAAGGUAAAGGAAGAAGGAGAUCCAACAAGAGCUGGCAUUUGUUAUUUUUACCCUUCUCAGACCCUGCUUGACCAACAGGAGUUGCUUUGUGGGCAGAUUGCUGGAGUGGUCCACUGUAUUUCUGACAUCUCUGCCUCUCCUCCCACUCUCAUCCGUCUGCGGAAACUUAAGUUCGCCAUCAAGGUUGAUGGAGAUUACCUGUGGGUGCUGGGCUGUGCUGUGGAGCUCCCCGAUAUCAGCUGCCGGCAGUUUCUGGAGCAGCUCAUUGGAUUUUUUAGUUUUUACAAUGGACCUGUUUCUCUGGCUUACAAGAACUGUUCUCAGGAAGAGCUGAGCGCCGAGUGGAAUGCCUUCAUUGAACAGAUUCUGAAAAACACCAGUAAUCUGCAUAAGAUAUUCGCUUCCCUCUGGAACCUGGACCAAACUAAAGUGGAUCCCCUGCUGCUGCUGAAGGCGGCCCUCAUCCUGCAGACCUGCCAGCGCUCCCCUCACGUUCUAGCUGGCUGCAUCCUCUAUAAAGGCCUGGUUGUCAGCACCCAGCUCCCACCCUCCCUCACGGCCAAGGUCCUGCUUCAUCGCGCUGCACCUUGGGACCAGAGAAUACCUGCGGGAGGGGCUGCCUUGCAGGAGUGUGGCGUGGUCCUUCCCCCAAAUGUCCACAUCACGCCUGUGUUCGUGACGGAAGAGGAAGCCGCCAGCCUCCACGAGUUCCCAAGGGAGCACGUGACUGGCCCUCCUGCGUCUCCAGCCGGACUCCAGGAGCGCUCUGCCCGGCGUCCUCCAAAGGGCUGGAGCCCAUCUGUCAUGAGAGAAGACAGCACUGGGCCUGAGGAACCCGUGGCCUGGACGUGGGUAGCCACCCCCGAGUGCAGGUCCCCUGACGUGGCCUGGCCAAAUGGCACUGGAGAGAAGGGGCACUGCCCUGAUGGUCAUCUGGAGAGCACCCAGCCUGUGGGCCCGCGUGGUGCGGCCCAGGACUGGUGUCCAGAUCUCCGCCGCGCCCUGGUGACGGAGCCUGCCUUGCCCAGGGGGAAAGAGGAACUGGACUUGUCUGAAAUCCACAUUCCAGAAGCUCAGGAAACGGGAGCAUCCUCAGGCCAUUUUGCCUUCUCGAAUGUGUGUGUCCUGGAUGGUGGUGGUCCUUGUGACAGGCAAUCUGUCGGCGACUCUGGGAACCUGGAAACGAAGCCAUUGGAGGCCCUGCCUAUGGGCACAGCCGCCGCAUGUCUCCUCUCUUCCUCCGCCCCUGACAUGCUCACCCAGAACGGAGCCCUCAAGCAGGAUGGAGACCUCCCUGGGGACCAUGGCCAAGCCCCCCUGCCCAGGGAAGACCUCCCCCCGAGAAGGACGAGCUGGCCAUUGUCAUCACCUCGCUUAGAUUCGAGGCAGAAAGGAACCAGGCUUCCUGUGGGGGAACAAGGCACGGAGUGGCAUGCGGAUGGGGCUCUUGAGAGCCGCUCAGUCCGCGGCCUGGAGUGCUGCUCGGGCUCUGCAGACUCCCCCGACAGCGGCCCCUCUGCAGACAGCGCUGACUUCGAGGCGGCCGCAGCAUCCCGUGGAGAACUCGUUCGCGUGGCCCUCUACACUCACAGUGUCAAAGGGCUGGUCCUGUCCCUGCUGGCUGAGGAGCCGCUGCAGGGAGACCGUGCAGCCAUCGAGGAAGUGUACCACAGCAGCCUGGCGUCCCUGAACGGGCUGGAGGUCCACCUGAAGGAGACGCUGCCCAAAGACGAGGCCACCUCCUCCAGCAGAACGUACAACUUCACGCAUUACGACCGCAUUCAGAACUUGCUGACGGCGAACCUGCCACAGGUGGCCGCACCCCAGGAUCGCCGCUUCCUCCAGGCCGUCGGCCUGAUGCACUCCGACUUUGCCCGGCUGCCCUCGCUGUACGAGAUGACUGUCAGAAACGCCUCCACGGCUGUGUACGCCUGUUGCAGCCCGGUCCAGGAGACCUACUUCCAGCAGCUGGCAUCAGCCGUGCGGAGCUCCGGCUUCCCGAGCCCCCAGGACAGUGUCUUCAGCCUUCCCAGCAAAGCCAAGCAGAAGCUGCUGAAGCACGGGGUGAACUUGCUUUGAGCUUGGCUGCUGUGGGCAGGUCAUCACCCGGGAGAUGACUGUCAAAUCGAGCACUAAAAAAGGAAGCUCUGCCUUUCUAAACAGAAAAAAACCUCUUUAUUUUCCCAGAAUAUUUCCCUUCUUCUUUACAAACUGAGGAUGUUUGAAUGUUUGAUACUCCAUUUGCAGAUUGGAGUGGGGCAGGGUGGUUCUUCAGGUCCUCAGACAGGGAGCGCGUGAUAAAGACCGUUAUUACAUUGGCCGUGUCGGGGCCGGGAGAGGUGUGUUGGGGCCUGGACAGGCAUGUUGGCUCCUUGUACCCAAGAGCUGCAGGGCCAGUUAGACCCGAUCACAUGGAGCCUGAGGCGCCUGGCAUCUGCCACUGUUCCAUCCCAGCCUGAACGCGUAUCCACAACUCAUGUUGGCAUUUUUUCUAGAACCUAGUCGUCCCUAGUCUAGUGUUUUCAGCCGUGUCUGCAGCCAUGUCUGCAGACGGGAGGAGGUGUGACCACACAGGAGGAGCUGCGUCUGUUGGCAAGGAGACCAGACAGCCACUUCUCGGUUAGAGGGUUAGAGUGUCGUCAGAGUUGUCCUCCCGGAGGGGCCGGGACAGUUGGUGGUGGAACCACCUUGUUUGAAUUCUUCUGAAACCAGAGUGCGGAUUGGGAGCCUGUUCUUUGGACACCCAUCGUGGGGGCAAACCUUGAUCAUGUGGAACGGAGUUAGGGGUUAGUGGCAACCAAAAGCCCCGCGGUGUGGAGGCUGGAGAACAAGGCGAUGACCGUGCGUCUUCAGAUGGACUGGGCUGUGUGGCCAGUUCCACUCGAGCGAGUGUCCCCACGUAGGGGUUCGCAGAAUGUUUGGGGCAAAAGCAGAACUGUGCUUUUCAGCAGUAGCUGUGUGUACUGUGUGCAAGGGAGCCACAUUUGUCUGUGUGUUUCUGGGCCGGUGUAGUUACACCAGUUCUAUUACAUUGCAGUCAGAUGCGUCACGGGCAUACGGUGCAGAUCGAGGAGGAACCCAGGGUGCUGGCCAAGAAGUCUGUCUGUAUGGCUGUUUCCGUAAAACAAAGACACGUUUUCAUUUUCACCAAUAACUUUAUUGAUUCGGAUAUUUUGAAUAUGUUGGCUAUCUCCUGCGUGGUGUAACACUGGUUGUUCUCGAGGAAUGUUUCCAUUUGAUUGCUAUCAACUUCAGUUGGUCCACCUGACCGUGGAGCAUCGUCCAGCGAGAAAUCGCUAGCACUAAAUUUCACAAACCACUUUUGAUUCGUUUGAUUAGUCACAGCACUUUCUCCAUACGCUGCAUUUCAGUUGCAUUUUUGCCUUUCUUGAAAUAACCAAAUAUAAUAUGCCGAAAAUAUUGUGUAUUUUCUUCCAUCUUCUGUAUUUAAAUGGCUACACAAAAAUUCACCAGUUUUGGUUAAUGUUUUUUUUAAUGCACACUGAAAUGACAGUUGUCACAAUACAAUUUAACAAAAUUGUUUUGAAUGAAGGUAAAGACAACUAAGCGCUAUUAGAAUCAUCUUACGGGGGUAAAAAAAACAAAUGAACUUUUUGGCCAACCCAGUAAUUGCCAGAGUUGUAACUGAAUGUUUCCUGGAAGAGUCCAUCUGAAAACUGUGAUGUUAAUAAUUUCAUGUGAGUGAACAAAUGCCUAAUGUUUAUGAUGUGGUGUCUUUUUCUUCAACUUUCCAAGGGCUAAAAUAAAAUAGCAAAAAAUG
This is a messenger RNA of Pteronotus mesoamericanus, 4485 nucleotides long. RefSeq names its product HPS4 biogenesis of lysosomal organelles complex 3 subunit 2 (gene HPS4). The transcript has 14 exons. Gene Ontology annotation, biological process: vesicle-mediated transport; melanosome assembly; protein targeting. Gene Ontology annotation, molecular function: guanyl-nucleotide exchange factor activity; small GTPase binding. The coding region runs from base 633 to 2783 and encodes 716 amino acids. Lineage: Eukaryota; Metazoa; Chordata; Mammalia; Chiroptera; Mormoopidae. The record is from RefSeq and is a predicted model, not a curated record. Gene Ontology annotation, cellular component: lysosomal membrane; BLOC-3 complex; cytoplasmic vesicle.